AUGUCGCUACCGGCGGCAUUCGUCGUCGUCGUCGCCCUGGGGAUGGCGGUGGUAGUGAGGAGUGGCGGAGUGGCCACCGUUAGCCGCGUCCCGACACUGGCCGCCGUGCUGGACUCGAUCUAUCCGACCGUGGCCGACGCUGGCGGUUGCGCUCCGCUCCACUCGCUGCGGAGGGCGGGUGGCGAGGGGCUGGCACCGAGGCAGGGGAAGGGUGCGGACAUCGGGGAGCGAUCGUGGACGGGCCUGCUGGCCAACGGCAGUGCCCUACCGGUGGCGAACCUCACCGACAUCGGAGCCUAUCUACUCGAGCUGGCGGACGAGGGGCGCUCCGGAGCGUUCGCGACGCCUGAGGAGGACGGCACCCUGCUGGACGCGGCCGAAGCAGGUUACAUAAAGUCCCUCAACAGCAAAGUGUUCAGCAUCAACGUACCCUUCGACCCGGCGUACAGCAAGCGCGUGUCGGCGCAAUGCAGACUGCAGUCGGCGCAGUUCUUCCGCGCGUAUGCAGCCUCCAGCCUGUGGGCGCUUCGAAUGCACGAUGCCAGUGCCAAGGUGGGUCAGGGCAUCCUGAACGGUAACAUCAACCAGUACGGUGACUACGACCAGUGCCUCAACAUCCAGCAGACGCUACCGGGCGCGGAUGGGGGGACGCUCCAGGGGCGCUACUGCAUGGCGGAGGUGCAGCCGACGAUCAAACCGAACACGCAGGUGCUGAAGCACAUCUUCGAUCUCGUCCAGGCCCACGGCAUGCUCAAGAGUAACCUCAACGACCCUGGCCACCGGGUGCCCCGCUUUUCCACCGUACACUGGGCCCUGUGCGUCCCGGCCGGGUGCACCGCCGAAGACGUCCAGCAGUCGCUGAGCGAGUUCCUGCAGCACUACAUCACCGACACCGGCAUCCAGACGGAGGUGAAGGUCCAUCCGGCCCUCUGCCAGACGAAGCACGCCAUCUGGCGGGAGUACUUCACCGACCGGACCUGGCUCGUCUGGUACGGGUUCGCGCUGUACGCGGCCCUCGUGCUCGCCUCCACCCUGUACGAUCUCAAAUCGCACGACAAAGUGGAAUGGUUCACGGUGUUUUCGCUGAUCAAAAACACCCGAUCGAUACUGAGCUUCAGGGAGGAGCGAAACGACAUCGCGUGCGUGCACGGGAUCCGCUUCCUCAAUGCGCUUCUGCUGCUGAUUGCGCACAAGUCCAUGGCGCUCUUCUUCAAUCCCUACGUCAACCGGACGGAAAUGAGUGAGAUACUCGGCCAACCAUGGACGGUGAUUGGACGGGCGGCGGCCAUCUUUACCGAUCCGUUCAUCAUGUUCAGCGGCUUCCUCACCACGUUCUCGUUCGUCGAGCGGCUGGCGAAGGGGCAGCGGGUCCGGCUACACCAGGAGUACGUCGGCCGGCUGCUGCGCAUCGUGCCACCGCUCGGGGCGCUCAUCCUCUUCUGCACGUUCGUGCUACCGUUCCUCGGCAGCGGCCCGCUCUGGAACCUGGUGGUGACGAACCACGGCGACAUCUGCAAGCGCUACUGGUGGCGCAACAUGCUGUUCAUCCACAACUACUUCGGCUUCAAGAACAUGUGCCUGACGCACACGCACCACGUCGGCAUCGACACGGAGCUGUUCUGCGUGGCGCCGCUCUUCAUCUACCUGGUGUGGCGAUGGCCCCGGCGCGGCCUACUAGCGCUACUGGCGCUCGCCGCCAUCACCACCGUGCAGCGGUUCUACGUCACGUACAACCUGCGCCUGGCGAACUACGUCUACUUCGGCACGUCCGUGAAGCAACUGUUCGAGACGGCCGACUUCAUGUACACCCUGCCCUACUACCGCGUCACGGUGUACAUCAUGGGCGUCAUACUGGGGUACGCCUGCUCCCAGUACAAAACAAUGAAGCUGACCGAGAAACAAAUGAAAAUCGGCUGGUACGUGAGUACGCUCUCCAUCGCGGUUGCCUUCUUCGGGCCGGCCCCGAUGGGCUCGAUCCACUACGUCUACGAUCCGCUGCACGCGGCCAGCUACGCCGCGUUCUCCCCGAUCGCCUGGUGCCUGUUCUUCGCCUGGACCGUCUUCACCGCCCACCUGGGCUACAGAAAUAAGCUGAUCGAUUUCUUCUCGUGGCGAGGCUUCCGCAUCACCACCCGCAUCUCGUACGCCGUCUACCUGACGCAGUUUCCCAUCUUCUUCUACAACGUCGGCCGGACGCGGGCCCCGCAGUACUUCGAGUUCUGGCCAGCCGUGAUCUUCAACACGAACGAGUACGCGGUGGUGUUUCUGGCGUCGUUUCUGCUGACGGUGCUGUUCGAGACGCCCUUCAUCAACAUCAAGAAAAUGCUGUUCCGCAAGGGCAAGAGCCAACAACCGGUGGCCGUGGCGACCGGUGAGGACGGCGCCCGCGACGACACGGGGAAGGUGCUGAAGGUGGCGACGAGCGUGGACGAGAACGAAAACAGCAGGCCAACUAGUGGCGUCCACUAGCCGGAAGCCACACCGGGGGAGCGACGCAGAGAGCGGAGGGAGAAACGCAGCGAGAAACAGCGAGAGGGAGAGAAGAGACAGGGAGUGAAAAAUGUACAAUAUUGAUAUAAGUAAAAUGGAUUUUUAUUAUAAAUAAUAUAUAUAUAU
Messenger RNA from Anopheles coustani, 2616 nucleotides. RefSeq names its product nose resistant to fluoxetine protein 6 (gene drd). The transcript has 10 exons. The coding region runs from base 1 to 2469 and encodes 822 amino acids. NCBI's taxonomy places the organism in Eukaryota, Metazoa, Arthropoda, Insecta, Diptera, Culicidae. The record is from RefSeq and is a predicted model, not a curated record. Gene Ontology annotation, molecular function: acyltransferase activity, transferring groups other than amino-acyl groups.